Coffea eugenioides is the source of this 2271-nucleotide messenger RNA. RefSeq names its product pentatricopeptide repeat-containing protein At3g57430, chloroplastic-like. NCBI's taxonomy places the organism in Eukaryota, Viridiplantae, Streptophyta, Magnoliopsida, Gentianales, Rubiaceae. The record is from RefSeq and is a predicted model, not a curated record. Bases 187 to 1947 code for a protein of 586 amino acids. Gene Ontology annotation, biological process: RNA modification. Gene Ontology annotation, molecular function: RNA binding; protein binding. The transcript has a single exon.
CUUUCUCAUCCAGAAGCAGUUCACGUGCAAAUAACAACCAAAAGGAGGACGAAGAAAAUCAAUCUCAAAGUUCCUUAGCCACAUUGACGAUUAGUUUGAUAAGGAGUUAGGAGAGGGAUGAUAAGCAUGACAAACGUUAUUUUCUGUAACCACUUGGCAAUAAAAUGAGUUGACAACCUGCAGUGAAUGGUUCUAGAAACCCUCGGUUCACUUUUGAACCACUGCUCUAAAACCAAAGCAUUCCACAAUGGGAUUUCACUCCAUGCAGUUGCUAUUAAAGCAGGCAUGCUAUGUAUUAUCAACUCUAACCAUACGAUUAAUAUGUACUCUAAGUGUGGCAAGCUCAUUCUUGCCCACCAACUGUUCGACGAAAUGCCUGAAAGAAACCUCGUUACCUGGUCCGCCUUGAUCUCUGGUUAUGACCAAGCUGGGAAGCAUUUAAUGGCAAUUGAUCUUUUCAGAAAAAUGAGAACAGAAUUGUGGCCCAAUGAGUUUAUAUUUAGUAGUGCUCUUAGUUCUUGUGCCUGCCUCCUGGAGGCUAGACUUGGGCAACAAAUUCAUGCUCAAGCAGUGAGGUUAGGCUGUUCAUCUAUCUCUUUUGUAUCAAACUCAUUGAUCUCGAUGUACAUGAAAUGUGGGGAAUGUAGUGAUGCCAUGUUGGUAUUUUCUGAUGGUGCAUCUUGGCUGAGCUCUGUUUCUUAUAAUGCUGUCAUUGCUGGGCUGGUAGAAAAUAAGCAGCCCGAAAAAGGUUUUGAAAUGUAUAAGAUUAUGUGUCAGAAAGGUCUGAUUCCUGACUGCUUUACUUUCAUGGGAGUCCUGGGUGUUUGCUCUAGUCCACGGGAUAUGUGGAGAGGAAUGCAACUGCAUUGCCAAAUAAUAAAGAACAAGCUUGAUUCUAUGGCUACAACUGGCAAUAUCUUAAUUACAAUGUAUGCAAAGUUUAAUUUAAUAGAAGCAUCUGAAAAGGUAUUUAGAUUACUUGAAGAAAAAGAUAUCAUUUCGUGGAACACGAUGAUUACUGCUUUUUCUCACUGUGAAGAACACGUGAAGGCUUUGAGUGUUUUUCGAGAAAUGCAAACACGAGUUGCUCUACCUGAUGAAUUCAGCUAUGCAACUGCCCUUGCUGCAUCUGCUGGUUUAGCUUCCAUGCGGCUUGGUAAGCAGAUUCAUGCGCAUCUGAUCAGAAAAAGGCCAGAUGAGGAUACUGGUAUUGGUAAUGCUCUCCUAAACAUGUAUGCCAAAUGCGGUUGUAUUGAAUAUGCAUAUAAUGUCUUUAAUCAGAUGGCUAGUCGUAAUCUUGUGACAUGGAAUAGCAUUAUUGCUGGUUUGGCAAGCCAUGGACUUGGAGAAAGAGCUCUAGAUACGUUUGAGUGCAUGAAGGCUGCUGGCAUGACCCCAGAUUCUGUUACAUUUGUCGGACUUCUGUCUGCUUGCAAUCAUGCUGGGCUCGUGGAUGUGGGCAGAGGCUUCUUUAAUUGCAUGGAUACGAUCUAUGCAAUCCCCCCUGAUAUUGAACAUUUUUCAUGCCUCAUUGAUCUAUUAGGGAGAGCUGGAAGAUUAAGUGAAGCUGAAGAGUAUGUACAGAAGUAUCAAUUUGGGCAUGAUCCUGUUGUUUUAGGUUGCUUACUUUCAGCGUGUCGACUGCAUGGGGAUGUUGUUACUGGAAAACGAGUGGCUUCACAGCUUCUAGGUCUUCAGCCAAUUACUACUUCACCUUAUAUUUUGCUCUCAAACUUGUAUGCUUCAGAUGGAAUGUGGACUGAUGUAGCAGAGGCAAGGACAAUGUUGAAGGGCAGUGGGUUGAAGAAGGAGCCAGGUUGGAGCCUGAUUGAUGUGGAUGGUUAUCUUGAAAAGUUUACUAUUGGUGAUUUCUCACAUUCUAGGAUUGAAGAGAUGGUGAAUACACUCAAAACUUUGAAGUGGACAGGGGAUGAAGAUUUGUUGUGAUUACUCUUUUCACUGUGCUAUGAAAGCUUUCUCUCUAACACAAGCACAUGAGCGUGUGCACAAUCAUUUAGGUAAUAGCUUGUCUUAAGUUAAACGUGACAGCUCUAGAAUUUCGUCCCAAACUCUUGUCUACAAGUGGAAUGACCUUUAAUUUACAUUUUCAUUUUGAAUUUGAACGUAUUCCUAUAUGAGAUGGUAGUCCAAUUGCAUAUGAGUGAUUGUACAUUAUGCUUGUAUUUUUGUUUAGAAACCACACCGUCUCAUGGAACCGAGUACCAUUUUGUGCGGUUGGGGAAAUUUGUAAUUUAUUUGGUCAUUACUGAU